This is a messenger RNA of Paramuricea clavata, 1878 nucleotides long. NCBI's taxonomy places the organism in Eukaryota, Metazoa, Cnidaria, Anthozoa, Malacalcyonacea, Plexauridae. The record is from the annotation of a GenBank genome assembly.
UUGGUUCUGAAAAGUUCCAAAAAAAUGACGGACCAUCUCAUCAAAGCGAAAGACUAUAUAUAUGUAGUUUGCACACCACUUAAUACCUUAUUGACAAUUUUCGGUUUGUUGUUUAUCAGUUACUGGUGGAAUGAAAGAAAGAAGAAGGACAAUCAAGAGAGAGAAGACAGACUACGAAGAGAAAUAGAUCGAGAGGAAGCCAGACAGAAAGAAACGAGGGAAGCCAGAGAUAGAGAAAUGGAACGAGAAGAAGCUAGACAGAGAGAAACGAGGGAAGCCAGAAAAAGAGAAAUGGACCGAGAGGAAGCCAGACAGAAAGAAACGACGGAAGCCAGAGAGAAAGAAAUGGAACGAGAGGAAGCCAGACAGAAAGAAACGACGGAAGCGAGAAAGAGAGAAAGAGAACGAGAAGAAGCUAGACAGAAAGAAACGAGAGAAUCCAGAGAGAGAGAACGAGGACGAGAGGAAGCCAGGCAGAAAGUGGAUGCAGAAAAGAUCGCAGCAGUUCUCAGCCGAGAAUACGACAAAGUGGAAAGGAUUUUUCACAGUUUUAUGAAAAAUGUAGAGAAAUUGAAGACAAAGAAUAUUACUUGUACAUUUACUGAAUUUGAUGUCUUACUGUACAUGAGUCACCUGGAAAAUAUGGAAAUAUUUGAUAACACGGAUCAACAAGGGACAUCUUCCGAUGAACUUAGUAUGCGGCGUAACAUUGCCACAUUUCGGAGCUCUGGUUAUGGGAUUAGGGAGGUUAUAUCAGAUAUUAACAAUAUAAUGAAGUUAUUCAUCGAAUUUCGUAUUCAGUUAUCUAGCAUUCACGAUAAAGCAUGUCCGGAGGAUAUUAAGUCAGAAUUUUCUACCGAAAUCAAUAAAAUGGGUAAAACCAUUUAUCUUUUUGUGUCAACGCCUAGACAAAAAGUUAUUGAAAAGGUGUUAAGGUACUUCGGGUCCGAGGCAGAACCCUCAAAUGCAGGUACUACAGUAACUGAAUCCACCUCUGUGCCAGGAGCACCAAAUGCAGGUACUGAAUUAAUUGAAUUAGGAACCACCACUUCUGUGGCAAUACCACAAAAUGCAGAUACCGAAUCAACUGAACUACUGAGUGUUGGUGCUCAACCGUCUUCUGUCACAGGACCAUCAAGUACAAACCAAGGACAGUCAUCUAAUCAUCUUGGUGAUAAUACAAUUGAGUGUGCAAUCCCAUACAUUAACUACUUUAGAUAUAAGAAAGGUGAAAUGAGUUGCAAUAUUGAAUGCAAAUAUUUGUGUUUUAAAAAUCUUGAGUCUUGUGUUGAGAGAAGAAUAACUGGAGUGAUGGAGAAGGAGAAUGAAAUUUGGGACGGUAUAAAAAAGCUUUGGCCAGAACAACCCAGUGAACAUCAGUUGCCAGAGGGUGAUUUAUUGCAUUUAAUAAGACUGGUCAUGUUUAAGAUGCUGGAUAAUUCUCGCAGCAAUUUUUUUAAUGAGGAACAUCUUAAAGGAUUCGUUGAAUGCGUUAAACCUAUUGUUAAUUCAGAGAAUCUCGACACUGUAUUUGAGUUGUGCAAGCGUGAAUUGGGAGAUAUAACGACUCAAAUAAAUAAUCUUUGCAGAGGUAAUUUUAAACCCAUACUGGAAGAUGUAACAACUCCAGACAUCCUACAUUAUCAUGCGGAGGAACUGAGAACGUUUGUGGGGGAGAUGGUAAAAAAGCACAACAUCAGUAUUGGUACAAUGACUCAAGACGAUAUGGUGACUAUGGAGCGACCCUGUUUCCUAAAUAAUAUGACUGGAACCUCUUUGCAACAUCCUUAUAUGGUUAGGAGAAACAGAAUUCGUGUACCUUCAGCCAACGUUGAGGGGAAAUAUUAUUUUUCAUCAUCAACUAUUUCACCUGUAUGA